Messenger RNA from Purpureocillium lilacinum, 1467 nucleotides. RefSeq lists its product as uncharacterized. Gene Ontology annotation, molecular function: oxidoreductase activity. Lineage: Eukaryota; Fungi; Ascomycota; Sordariomycetes; Hypocreales; Ophiocordycipitaceae. The record is from RefSeq and is a predicted model, not a curated record.
AUGGCGUCCAAAGAUGGCUUCUCGUGGACCGAGUCCGAUGGUCUCAGCUCCGGCAUCCCCUGCAUUGGCGCAAUUGAACCAUCGUCGAAUAUCACCAACGAUGAGAGCGACUUCGAUGUCAUCGUCGUGGGUGCCGGCUACAGCGGGCUGACUGCGGCUAGAGAUGCCAGCACUUCCGGUUUGAAGGUCCUUCUGCUGGAGGCACGCGAUAGAAUUGGUGGUCGAUCGUGGUCGUCCGACAUCGCCGGCUACCCUUACGAGAUGGGCGGUACUUGGGUCUACUGGGGCCAGCCAAAUGUAUGGCGCGAAAUCAGCCGGUACGGGAUGCAAGACGAUCUCGAGAUAUCGUACGACUUCUCCAGAGGCCUCAAUCGCUACAUACUAGCCAGUGGGCAACAGUCGCAGCAUUUCACCCAUGACGAAGAGGACGCGUUGAUGGAGUCGGCCCUGUCGAAGCUCGUCAACGUCGACGGGUCAUAUGGCCGCGUUGCGGUGCCGUUCCCUCAUAGCCUGACCCUCAGUCCAGAAGAACGACGCUACGACCAAAUGUCUGUCGCAGCCCGUCUCGCCGAGAUCCAGAAUGAUCUCACGCCGAACGAACGCCUCUGCGCCGAAGCAUUCGUGCUUUUGUGCAGCGGAGCUACGCUUGAGACAACGAGCUUCUACGAGUUCCUUCACUGGUGGGCAUUGAGCGGCUACACGUACGAGGGCUGUAUCAACCACCUGGUCAGGUACAAGUUCAGGCACGGGCAAUCCUCUUUCGCGAUUCGCUUCUUCAGGGAGGCUGAGGCGUCAGGCAACUUGUCUUACUCCUUCAGCCGACCAAUCUCCAGGAUUAGGGACCUCGGGUCCCGCGUUGAAGUCAUCGCACGCGACGGCAAGACCUUUCGCGCGAAAAGGGUGAUUAGUGCUAUUCCUUUAAAUAUUCUGAAUGAUGUGCAGUUCGAACCUCCUCUGUCACCUGGAAGAAAGGCGGCAGCAAACGUUGGACACGUCAAUCAGACCGUCAAGGUCCAUGUCGAGACCAGCGAUAGGGAUCUGCGUUCCUUCACUGGCAUUAGUUAUCCACAUAAUGGGUUGAUAUAUGGUUUCGGCGAUGGCGAAACGCCGGCGGGCAAUACGCAUAUUGUCGCCUUCGGCGGACAGCACAACCACUUUCACCCGGAGGACAACAUCUCCAGGACAAUUGCAGCCUUCAACGGAUUUACACCGAUGAAGGUUGACAGAAUAGUCUUCCACAACUGGUCACGAGAUGAGUUCGCGAAGGGGGCAUGGUUCUUCCCGGCCCCCGGUUUGCUAUCCAAUCAUUUGAAGGACCUGAGGGAACGGCAAGGAAGCAUUCUUUUCGCAUGCUCGGACUGGGCGAUUGGCUGGCGCAGCUUCAUCGACGGAGCAAUCGAGGAAGGGACUCGCGCGGCAGCCACUGAGAUAAAAAUUUACGUCUUGAUGUUCUCACAUUAUGAGUAA